This is a messenger RNA of Pteronotus mesoamericanus, 2553 nucleotides long. Its product is annotated as pumilio homolog 3-like. Gene Ontology annotation, biological process: regulation of translation. NCBI's taxonomy places the organism in Eukaryota, Metazoa, Chordata, Mammalia, Chiroptera, Mormoopidae. Gene Ontology annotation, cellular component: nucleolus. Gene Ontology annotation, molecular function: mRNA binding. The record is from RefSeq and is a predicted model, not a curated record.
AUGAUAGCUAGUAUUCAGCCACAAGUUGGUGAGAGAUAUUUGGAAUUGUCAGAGCUCCAAAGAAAACGAUAUCUACAAAGGAAAACUCAUCCUCGGAUUUCAGUAAGCCUACCUCCUGUCAAAUUUCAGCAUUGUCUCAGCAAUCAGACGCACACGUUUGCACAUGGCAGUGACCAAUGGCAGAUGGUCCGUGGAAGCCUGCCCAGAAAUGAGGCCAGGAUUUCAUCUAUCGAAUUGGUCUUGAUUCUUCCUCUAGCAGAUCGAUCCUACUUUGUCGCAUAUGACGGUAAGGGUAAAGGAUAUUUUCUAGAACAAGCUUUGGCAACCAUGAGAAUGGGCCUUGAAGGCCGUCAGAUGAAAAGUGAGGAAUGGACGAAAGGUACUAGCUGCGUACACAUUGAACAAAAACUCAUUGCCGCAUCAAACGGAAUCAAGACUUUACUAAUUAAUCUGGAAAAAGGAGUGACGGGUGCUGCUGAUGCUAAUCACAGGAAACAGACACCAAACUGCAGUCCAUUUGUCCUGUUUCUGACAGCAGCAUCUGGCUCCUUGGCAGGCUCUGUCAACCUCUCCGCUGACGUCCUAGGAGCUGCCUCGGCUCUUCACACCAAAAAAAAAAAAAAAAAAAAAAAAUUCACAGGAAAAGGUACAAAGACAUCCCAAGAGAAAAACGGAUUUUAUAAAAAUAAUGAUUCUGGUUCAUCAAAGACAUUCCCAAGAAAAGUUGUUAAGGAAGGUGGGCCUAAAAUCACAUCAAAGAAGUUUCAGAAAAGUGCCACAAAACCAGGGAAAAAAGGUGUGAGGCAGGUCAAGAAUAAGGAGCAAGGAGAUAAAGUACCAGAGAACAAAUUCCAGCAGGCAAAUAAAUUCAACAAGGAGAGAAAAUUCCAACCAGAUGGAAAAAGUGAUGAAUCAACAGCCAAGAAACCCAAAUGGGAUGAUUUCAAAAAGAAGAAGAAAGAACUGAAGCAAAGCAGACAACUCAGUGAUAGAACCAACUAUGACAUUGUUGUUCGGGCAAAGGAGAUUUGGGAGAUCAUACGAAGAAAAGAUUGUGACAAAGAAAAAAGAAUGAAGUUGCUAAGUGAUUUGCAGAAGUUGAUUCAAGGAAAAAUUAAAACUAUUGCAUUUGCACAUGAUUCAACCCGUGUGAUCCAGUGUUAUAUUCAGUAUGGCAAUGAAGAACAGAAAAAGCAGGCUUUUGAAGAACUACGAGAUGAUUUGGUUGAACUAAGUAAAGCUACAUAUUCCAGAAAUGUUGUUAACAAAUUUCUCAUGUAUGGGAGUAAACCAAAGAUUGCAGAGAUAAUACGAAGUUUUAAAGGCCAUGUGAGGAAGAUGCUCUGACAUGCGGAAGAAUCAGCCAUCGUGGAGUACGCGUACAAUGACAAAGCUGUUUUGGAGCAGAGGAACAUGUUGACAGAGGAGCUCUAUGGGAACACGUUUCAGCUUUACAAAUCAGCAGAUCACCCAACUCUGGACAAAGUAUUAGAAGUUCAGCCAGAAAAACUAGAGCUUAUCAUGGAUGAAAUGAAACAGAUUCUAACUCCAAUGGCUCAAAAGGAAGCUGUGAUUAAGCACUCAUUGGUACAUAAAGUAUUCUUGGACUUUUUUAGCUAUGCACCACCAAAGCAAAGAUCAGAAAUGAUCGAAGCCAUCCGUGAAGCGGUGAUAUACCUAGCGCACACAUAUGAUGGAGCCAGAGUGGCCACGCACUGCCUGUGGCACGGCACGCCCAAGGACAGGAAAGUGAUUGUGAAAACAAUGAAGACUUAUGUCGAAAAGGUGGCUAAUGGCCAGUACUCCCAUUUGGUUUUAUUGGCAGCAUUUGAUUGUAUUGAUGAUACUAAACUUGUGAAGCAAAUAAUCAUAUCAGAUAUUAUUAGUUCCUUGCCUAACAUAAUAAAUGACAAGUACAGAAAGAAGGUCCUGUUGUACCUACUAAGCCCCAGAGAUCCUGCACAUACAGUAUGAGAAAUCAUUGAAGUUCUGCAGAAGGGAGAUGGAAACGCGCACAGUAAGAAAGAUCCAGAGAUCCAAAGCCAAGAGCUCCUAGAAUCCAUCUCUCCAGCUUUGUUAAGUUACCUGCAAGAUCAUGCCCAGGAGGUGGUGCUAGAUAAGUCUGCAUGUGUGUUGGUGUCUGACCUUCUGGGAGCUGCCAUUGGAGACGUUCAGCCUGCCAUGAAUGCCAUUGCCAGCUUGGCGGCAUCAGAACUGCAUCCUGGUGGCAAAAAUGGAGAGCUUCACAUUGCAGAACAUCCUGCGGGACAUCUUGUUCUGAAGUGGUUAAUAGAGCAAGAUAAAAAGAUGAAAGAAAAUGGAAGAGAAGGUUGUUUUGCAGAAAUACUUGUAGAACAUGUUGGUAUGAAGAACCUAAAGUCCUGGGCUAGUGUGAACCGAGGUGCCAUUAUUCUUUCUAGCCUUCUUCAGAGUUCUAAUCAAGAAGUUGCAGACAAAGUCAAAGCUGGACUGAAAAGCCUGAUUCCAACAUUGGAAAAGAACAAGAACACCAGCAGAGGAAUAGAAAUGUUACUUGAAAAACUGUCAGUAUAG